This is a messenger RNA of Achroia grisella, 1470 nucleotides long. It is a transcript of the gene TyrRS-m, whose product is annotated as tyrosine--tRNA ligase, mitochondrial. Gene Ontology annotation, molecular function: ATP binding; RNA binding; tyrosine-tRNA ligase activity. Gene Ontology annotation, cellular component: mitochondrion; cytosol. The transcript is spliced from 8 exons. Gene Ontology annotation, biological process: tyrosyl-tRNA aminoacylation. The coding region runs from base 47 to 1447 and encodes 466 amino acids. NCBI's taxonomy places the organism in Eukaryota, Metazoa, Arthropoda, Insecta, Lepidoptera, Pyralidae. The record is from RefSeq and is a predicted model, not a curated record.
UUUCAAUGUUAGAGGUUAUGUUUAUUAAAGUUUACUAGAAAUUCAAAUGAAGUCCCUAAAUGGUAUAAUACAAUUUUCUAAAUUAUGGCUGGUAGCACAGAAACGCUUAUACAGUACAAGAAACAUAUUAAAAUUAAGCGAACGUGGACUAUAUAACGAUAUUUUUCCAAAUACUGCAGCGUCAGAAAUAACCAAUUUACUGAAUAAGUCUCCACAAUGUGUCUAUGCUGGUUUUGAUCCUACAGCCAGCAGUUUACAUGUAGGCAAUCUUCUAGUCAUUAUAAAUUUAUUACACUGGCAACGUGGUGGACAUAAUGUAAUUGCAUUGUUGGGUGGUGCAACAGGAUACAUUGGUGACCCCAGUGGGAGGAGCACAGAUCGUGUGGCAUUACAAUCAGGGGUAAUUCAAGAAAAUAUAGCUAGCAUAAAGAAAAAUUUAGAAGUAGUAUUUGAAAAUCAUCACAAAUAUAUUUGGCCAAAACAUGAAGAUGAACUGAAACCCUUAAGGAUAGUAAACAAUGAAACUUGGUACAGAGACAUAAAUUCAAUACAGUUUGUUAGUGACAUUGGACGAAAUUUCCGAAUGGGUACAAUGUUGUUAAAACAGAGUGUGCAAACUAGAAUAAAUUCACAAAUAGGAAUGAGUUUUACUGAGUUUGCAUAUCAAAUUUUCCAGGCUUAUGACUGGCUACAUUUGUUAAAAGAGUAUGAUUGUAGAUUUCAAAUAGGAGGCAGUGACCAGAUGGGAAAUAUAAGUGCAGGUCAUGAACUCAUAAGUAGAACUGCUAAGAAGAAUGUAUAUGUCAUGUUAAUUCUAGGUUUAACAUUACCUCUGGUAACCACUGAAGAGGGUGACAAAUUUGGUAAAUCAGCUGGAAAUGCUAUAUGGUUAGAUCCACAAAAAACAAGCCCAUUCAGUUUGUACCAAUAUUUUGUUAGAACAAAAGAUAGUGAGGUAGAGAGACUGUUAAAACUUUUCACAUUCUACAGUUCUGGAGAAAUAAAAGAUAUAAUGUACAAACACAAACAACAUCCAGAGCAGAGAUAUCCACAGACAUGUUUAGCCGAUCAACUUACUACCUUAGUUCAUGGAGAGGAAGGAUUAGCCAAAGCUUUAAAGACUACAGAUGCCAUUUACAGCAAAGAUGUGAAAUCUCUUGUGGGAUUAAGUCCUGAUGAUUUAGAGCAAAUGUUCCAGGGUGCACCUGUAGUUACACUUAUGUUAUCUCCUGGGAUUACAAUUUUGGAAUUGGGCUUGAAAGCAAAGUGUUUCUCAACAGAAAGUGAUGCUAUGAGGAUCAUCCAAGCAGGUGGUUUUUAUAUAAAUCAUCAAAGAAUGAAAAAAAUUGAUGAAAUUGUGACAGAAUCUGCUCAUAUAUUGCCUAACUUAAUGUCAUUAUUAAGAGUAGGUAAAAGAAAUUAUUAUAUUGUAAAAUGGCAAACAUAAUAAAGGCAGUAUUUUAUUUAAUA